Messenger RNA from Rotaria sp. Silwood1, 906 nucleotides. The record is from the annotation of a GenBank genome assembly. NCBI's taxonomy places the organism in Eukaryota, Metazoa, Rotifera, Eurotatoria, Philodinida, Philodinidae.
AUGACUGAUCAACGUUUUAAAUAUUAUACUGGUUAUGAAGUUGAUAAUGAACCGAGUGAUGAUGAUGACGAAAUCCCUUGCAGUAGCGCAAUAACUCAGGGUGAUGUUGGCUCGGGCAGUUCCGAUGAUGAAUUUGAUCGACCACUACGUGAAUACAUCGAAAAGACAAUGUCUCAUGGAACGAAAAAUAAAAAUUCUUUAUCGACAUCUACUACUUCAAAUGCAUUUGCUAAUGAAAUGGAAGAUGAAUUAGAUCAAAUUUAUCAUAAUUUUAUUUCACGUGGAUCAUUUGACUUACCAAUAUCUACUCAGAAAACACAACAAGAAAAGAAAAUUAUAGUUAAUGAACAAAAUGACGAUCAUAGUGAUGAUGAAAACGAUGAAAAAAAUCAAUCAGUAGUGAAUAAGGAUGAUCAAGAAAAGAUUAAUGAUGAUCUUCUUUAUGAUCCUGAUGAAGAAGAAGAAGAUGAAAAAUGGAUGACAAACGAACGUCUCAAAUCUCGAGGAGCUAACAUCACACAAAAACCAGAUGCAUCAUCACUUGGACCAACUGAUGCAGUUCUUAAUUGUCCAGGUUGUAUGGUAUUAGUUUGUCACGAUUGUCAAAGACAUGAAACAAAUCGAAAUCAAUAUCGAGCAAUGUUUGUCUUUAAUUGUACAAUUGAUGAAAAUCGUAUUGCUCGUGUAUCGACGGUUAGCAGUCAAAAAUCGUUGAAACAAAAGAAAAAGAAUAGUAAUAAACGAUUUAAAACAGAUAAUCCUGAUUCUGUAAAUGAUAAAGAAGAACAAGAAAUUAAAGACGAUAUAUUAAGACCUGUAUUAUGCAGUGAAUGUGGGACAGAAUUAGGUGUUUAUGAACCGAAAGACGAAUUGUAUCAUUUUGCUAACGUACUUGCUAGUCAUUGA